Malassezia pachydermatis is the source of this 312-nucleotide messenger RNA. RefSeq names its product triacylglycerol lipase. The transcript has a single exon. The coding region runs from base 1 to 312 and encodes 103 amino acids. NCBI's taxonomy places the organism in Eukaryota, Fungi, Basidiomycota, Malasseziomycetes, Malasseziales, Malasseziaceae. Gene Ontology annotation, biological process: lipid catabolic process. Gene Ontology annotation, molecular function: triacylglycerol lipase activity. The record is from RefSeq and is a predicted model, not a curated record.
AUGUUGCCUUACCUGCAAGGUGGUUACAUUGUGACUGUGCCUGAUAAGCAAGGCAAGGAACACGCCUUUGCUUCAGGUUUGAUUGAAGGCCAUCACACCCCGGAUGGUGUUUGUGGAGCGCUAAAAUUUGAUAAGCCUACUUUCUCGGACAAUGCCAAAGUAAUUGGCCGGGGUUAUUCGAGCGGGCCUAGUCAAAUAGGUCGGGCCUCGCAGCUCUUAGCUGGCUAUACGCCAGAGCUUCCGAUGGUCGUUGGUACUAUGGUAGCACGCCUGCAAGUAAAAUGGCAAACUGGCUUCUUUGGGCUGUCAUGA